Molecule: messenger RNA, 16136 nt
Organism: Haplochromis burtoni (Burton's mouthbrooder)
Lineage: Eukaryota; Metazoa; Chordata; Actinopteri; Cichliformes; Cichlidae
Gene: foxp1b
Product: forkhead box P1b
Exons: 21
Coding region: 11209-13251 (680 amino acids)
Biological process (GO): regulation of transcription by RNA polymerase II
Cellular component (GO): nucleus
Molecular function (GO): DNA-binding transcription repressor activity, RNA polymerase II-specific; RNA polymerase II cis-regulatory region sequence-specific DNA binding
Source: RefSeq, a predicted model, not a curated record
UACUUAGUUAGUUCCCCCCCUCCACCUCCCGGGCGGAGUAAUAUUCACUGUUUACUGUGUGAUUUGUUGUUGCACGCAUUCUCGGUACACAAGCUCGCGUGCACGGCUUCGUUAUCUCAUACUAGCGAAUCGGUACCCUCCGCGUGCGCCCUGUUAGCUGCUGUAAAGCGUUUUUUUCCGUUCUGGACAACAUGGACAGGAAGUGAAGCCAGCUCUGAGAAUAAUCUAAAGCCACUUGUGACAGUUUGUGACAUCAGAACUACUGUAAGCUGAAGUCUGAUUGGAGGAAUGGCGUGCCAGUCGACCCUGCACCAGUGAUCAGGCCAGGACACUCCAGUGGUGACAUCCUGUGGAGCCAUAGAUUAAAGUAAGUACCUCACAGAAACAUCAGUAGACACCAGCAUUUGGUUAAGAAACACGACUCGUGCACCAGCUUUUGGUGCAUUCUUCCUAAUGUCUUCUCAAAGAAGGGCAUUAUAUGGUAAUAGUUGUGAGUUUGAAUGCCAGAGGAUGAUAAGAAAGGUUUUGCAUAGUAACCGAUUUCCUCUUUUCCUGAUGCAGUUGCAUGUUGACAUGAGUUUGAAUGCUUAAAUGCGUGCAAGGGGCCAGGUCAGUGAGUCGUGCUAGUGUUCAGAGUUAACUGUGAACCUGAAAAGUAAAGAAAAUUGCAGAUAGUGUGCUGGCUCAUGUCUGCAUCCCCAGACUAUCCUAGAAGUCAUUACUCCUUGUGUGGUGUAUAAACACGUCAAAAACAAACAAUGACCCUGGGCAGACUCCACACUGCAAAACAAUUUCAAAGCCUGCAGUGUAGUGUAAACACAAAACAUGGCUAACCUUCACGCAGGGAAGACUUCACCUUAAACCCGGUGUUUGUUUUAUAGUCCCUGUCGACCUUGGUCAGAUAUAGUUUACAUCUCUUUGGUUCUUUCAGGUCGAUGUAGCUCGGGUUCUGUGCUGACAUUUACGGUUGAAGCUUUUCAGUAAACAACAUGUGGCUCGGAAACAGACUAUUAAUGGAGAUCUUAUUAGUCAGGUGUUCACAUUAAAAAAAGAUAGAGAUGAACUUUGCUCACAGUGGUGAUUGUGACAUGACUGAUAUUCAGUGUUGUUGUAAACCAAGUGUAAACACUGCCUCGCGGGGUGUAGAUUUCCCAUACAGACACUCUAUGUAUCGAGCAAUGAAUAUUCAUUUUCUCCUCUCGUAGACUCUUCUGCCUCUGUGAGCUCUUUCACACUGAGCCGGGGGUGACUGUAAGACGAGGUGAACCCAUAUUUUUAAUAAAGCCCAGCUGCUGAAUGAUCAAAUAGAGUCUCUAAUUAAAGCCUGAGUGUACACCCAUGUAAAAUUCUCUCUGGAAUGCUAACAACCUGUGAUAUUUCCAGAGGAAUUUGCUGUGAAGGUCUCAGAGAAGGAAAGGGAUUCAAGUGUUUGGGGUUCAGAGGGAGGAGGGGCAGUGUUCGUGUGGCAAGGCAACAUGUUGUUCACAUCCGUGUCAGAUUGAGGCUAAUGAAGGCCAGGCUGAUCCUUGGAUGCAAGCCUUAAGUAAAUGAUCCCUCUUUGAAUAUAUUAGCGCUCCGUAGCAGCGUUGUGCCUCCCUGCCGUGCCAGCGCUGCUACGUGUUGUCUCGUGGUCUGACGAGGCCAGUCGAAAUGGCAGUCACGGUGUUCGAUCACGCCGUGUGCCGUUGAGUGUGAUUUCAGUUUGUUUUACAGCAGUGAUGUUACAUUGACUUGGUGGUGAGGAAGUACUCUGGCUGAUCAUUUCCAGGUUAGUGUGUCUGCAAAACAGUUUGAUAGUAAAUGGAAAGUAUGAGUGUUGUGUCAUUUGGCAAUGUAAAUGAGCCAUCUCAAAUUUUUCCCCACCCUCUUAAGAGGGAUUGCAUUUACAUAGCAGGCAAGGGUUUGAUACUCAAGCAGAUGGUUCGUGUAGACAAAAGCUGAAUUUACUGUUAUUUUUAGUGUAGUUUUGAAUUUAGUCAUUUCUAUUCAUUUUUGUCUUUUUCGAUUAAUUUGUUCGACAAUAAUCGGAAAAAAAAACACAGUUUUAAAUUCAGUGAACACACAUUGCUAUCAGAACUGUUUCCACUGCAAUUUAUGGUCACAGCAGCACUUAACAUGGAAAUGAAUCCUAAGCUAGUAAUUAUAAAGCACUUUGGAUUAUUAAUUGGAAAGACAAGGACAUAGAAAUGAAACAAUUGUGAAUGCACCCCUCCUAAGCUGCUGUAGCAUCUCAUUAAUAAAUACCUUUCUGGUUCUUUAGUGCUGUGCCCGCCUUGCUGAUUGAAACAAUGUCAUUUGAUUUUCGCUGAUAAAGCAUCUGUGCUUCAUAGAUGGAUGGAUUGGAUGGAUCCAAUUAGCCAUAGUCAUCGCUCAUGUAUUUAAGCUGACAGUGGAAGUCUUGCGUAGAAUAUCCUUGAUUUUGGUAGUUUUGUGAGGCGCUCAUGCAGAGUACUUUGAAAGCCCAUAAAGAGCGGACUGUGAAGAAUGCUCCCUUGAUGCAGCUUUGAUUUACAGCAAAUUUUUUCAAUUAGACGUGGGAGGGAAGUAAUUGAUUUUCAGUAGGUAGUGUACAAUGAUUGGAAAUUCUUAAAGGAUGAGAAAGUGACCAAGAUCCAUAACUUUUUUCCUUUCACUGUGUAUUAUAUACAAUCAGCGCCGCAAUUACUUGGGGCUUUUACUUAACAUUUCAUACAGGUUUUAUUAGUAGGUAAUGCAUCUUUUUAUACAGAGCACUCACAUUCUACAACCUACACAUUUACAGCAGGUUAUGAGGAUUGAUGGCUUGUAGUAGCAGCUGCACAGGUGCACCUAGUGUCUCAUAAGGCAUUCUGACCUUCUGCACAGCACAUACCAUGCUGGCCUGUUUGUAAACGCCAGCCCUGUUUGUAAACACGAACAGAGAGAUGAGAAGCAGAUUUGCCCCGGUCGCGCUCACAAGACAGGCACAACACAACGUGACAAGCAACAGAUGUGUCACACAGGCUGAAAUCAAAACAGCCGUCCAGCAUGGAGUUGUGCACACCAUCAGACAUGGAUGCUGUGAUGAGGCGGGGAGGCAGCGAGCACUGCUGGCAGAUGAGACAAGGCAGCGCCUCUGCUGCUCCCAGCUUCCUGUCUAGAAGAGGACAGGACUGUUUGUAGGCUGCUUUGACACUCCUAGUCACUUUGUCAUCUGGGGUGCUCACUGCAGCUCUGAUCACAUGUACACAUUGCAUUCAAAGAGCGUCAUAUCAGCCGUGUGACAGGUAGGCUCCCAAUGAGACAACAGCCAAAGGGGAUGUCCUUUUCAAUACACUGUGUGAGCACAAACGCACAGUGCGCCAAGGCAAAAUAACAUCAUAUGACAUCAUUCGGAAUGCUCUUAUGCUGUCUUCUCUGUUUGGAAAGAUGGUGCGGGUUUGGUUCUGCCCUGCCUAAUAACAGAAAGGUCUUUAUGGAGAUGCAUGUCCACUCCGUGCAAACCGACAGUUUGACAGCAGCAGUAAAAGUGCAGCUUCACACAGGCAGCACACUAAUAAUAUUCUAUCAUAUAAUCUGCCUUUUGCCACUGCCCCAUAAGCAAACAACACGGCUUCACUUUGAGCCAUGGGAAGAGAAACAGGAAUCCGUCAUCAGAACAAGUGCAUGAAUGAAGGUGCGGCAACAGCUGCUUGACUGAGCACAUACAACAGACUGUCACCCCACAUCUGUUUACCACUUUGACAACCACAUGAGUGUUUAUAUCCAUGAGUGUAAUUGAGCUAUUUUCCCGAGGGCAGCUGUAACCCACACUAAGUUAUAGCCCAACUUUCCAUUAAAGCGUGGGGGGAAGUUUUACUGAUAGCAAUCACGCUCAGCAACACUGCUAUGUAAAUACAGCUUAUCAGCUUUGCCAAUUUGGUUAAGUGGCAUGUACGUGGGUGAUUCAAACAUCUAGCUCUGUGGCUGUGACACUGGCCACAUACUGGAGACAUUUAAUAAACAUUGGUAACUUGCAUUAUUAACAAGUAUAUAUGCAGCAAGAACAUAAUAAUGAAAAUGAUGGCAUGUCAAACCAAUAUUGUGCGGAAAAGAUGCAAAUAAACUGAAAAAAUAUUCAGGCUGCCAUGUGGUCAAACUUAACUGUCUGCAUGCAGCAUGUACAGUAUAUGGAAAUUGAAAUGGGAAUAUCUAGAUCUAAAACGUGCCAUUUAAAUAUUCAAAUGUUAACACCAAACAAUAUAAUGCAUUAUGGCUUUUAGUAUUUGCAUACAACUCUGUUUGCUGCUGUAAGCUGGGGGUAAUACAAGGAAGAGAGAGGGAGAAAGAUAGUGAGGGAGAAACACUGAGCGGAUAUGGAGCACACAAACAAAGCCUUUGUGUGCCAGUAAUAGGAAAAUGACAUUUGAUUACUGUGUGAAUUUUUAUGGUAGCUUAAUUUAACAGUUAAUGGUUAUUUUGUAUAUCUUUAAGUCUUUACUGUUUUAGGGAAACUACAACUUCCAUCACACACUGAACCUUUGCUAAUUUGUAGAUGGCUCUGUCUUGAUGCAUGCUCAGUCAUCCAGGUAAGUAAAUCCCAAAAGGUUGAUUCUGUUCAUCUGGACGUAACGUUUUCAGUGGGAGAAACGUUUCGUCACUCACAACAAUGGGCUGUGACCUCACAGUUCCCCAUUGUUCAGUCUGUGGUGCUAGUUUCAGGCACUGUUUGUAAGGUUGGGGAAACCUGCAGUCAGCUGAGACUGAAGAAGUCACUUGGACGAGUGACGAAACGUUUCUCCCACCGAAAACGUUACAUCCAGAUGAACAGAAUCAACCUUUUGGGAUGUAGACGGAUAUUUUUUAAAACAAUGUAAAUCAGACGUUAGCUGAAACUACCAUUUAUUCUUGUUUGAUGGAGGUCAUGUUGAUACAUGUUUUUUCUAUACUUUCCAUUUUUGUAAAAUGUAUUCCCAGUUGCAGCGUCUCAUUUUCAAGUGAAGUUCAUUCAAGAUGUUCAGAAUUUGGCCAUUAUUGAAAAGCUAUUGCACCUGGUAAGGUUGGGGAAAAUGUUAAAAUUAUCUGUACUGUCUUGGUUUGCAAGUUAAUCAUUUCCCAAAUUGAAUUCACAUAGGGGCAGGCCAGUAAGCGAGGUCAACCACUCACUGACAGCCAAUAUAUUUGUCCAGUCGCCUUGCCCAAACACAGGAGAAGUGCUUCUGUAAAGGUAGAAACCUUUAGCUCUUGAGAACUGUGUCAGAUUUAUUUAUUUCCUUGUUCUUAAUCAUUCAUUUACAGUUACAAAUAAACUGCUGUAUUUGUUACUGAAGAAAACGCUUGUUUAAGGAAAUGAAUGUAUUUAUUUAUUGUAGCACCUGUGACUUGCUAGGUGGCAGGAUCAGAUAUCACAUAGCUACAGACAAAUGAAGCAGUCGUUUGACCACAGGAACAGUGGCUUAGUUUCACAAAAAUACAUUUCAAAUAUAAAAAACAUCAUCCACAGAUAAAAAAAACAAGGUCAGUGUACAGUGUUGAUAAGAAGGUCGUACGAAGUCUGAAAUUUAACUUGCUUAUAGCUGUAGAUACCCUGAUAAUGAGGUUGUUGACUGUUAACUGAUGCUUUACCAUGAGGACACUUCUUCACUCUGCACCACUGUCUGCUCAGCUGUGAUGCGCCUCUGCUGCAUGUGCCGUUGACAGUACUGCAAAGAUGUGAAAGGCAGAGUCAGUGCUGCCCUGCAGGACAGACUAUAGGACCACAACAUUUAUAAAUACCCCCCCCCCAACCAUUUUUUUCUGCUUUUUGUUCUUGUAAUAAAAUUUUGUUAUUAAGUUUCAAAUCUGUGCAUAUCAAACAACAGAUUUGCAAAUAUGCAGCACACUGGUUUGGAAGAAAAGGGCCGUGAGGAAUAGAUUUCACUUGAGAUAAUUUUAGAUAUGUUAUUAACAUAUUUCUCUUAUAUUAGAAAUAUACAGCACACAGAUACAGAUACAGAGGCAUGGUGAAAAGAAGACAGCAGGACAGGAGUCGACCGUGGUCACUGUCUGACAGGGUUAAACUUAGUGAAGGAUUGCCAGUCCAAACUGUGACAUCUGUAGCCACCAUCAACACGUACUGUAAUUAAGUAGAAUCUGUGAGCUUUAAUUCUAUUUGCUGUCCAAUAACAGCUCCCUGUAAUGAAUAAUUUAAGGAAUAAGGGAGGCUGUUACUUGACGCCUUUUCACUUUGCGUUUAAAUUUAGCUGGUGUCAUUGUCCGGCAGUGUGAUUAAUAGUUUAUCAGUCUCGACUAUACAUCUCCAUGAAAUAUCUCUUUCCAUCUGUCAUUGAACUGCACAUGGAAAUUGGUUAGAUUUUUAAUCAGGCACAGCUUAGGCCAGCUGAAAAAGGAAAAUUACCAAAGGAACCUGCUCUCACAAUGCACUCACAUGCAGGUAAGACACUGGAUGUCGUUUGUGGAAUAAGUCUUUCUGCCUCUGUGGCUCUGCUCACAGUUCAUCUCUUUUUUUUUGUCUUUUUCGUAUGAUAAUUACAUUGAGACCUCAUACAGGCUAGAGUGUGCAGCCUAAAUGUGGUUUUAAAUAAGCCUGAGGUGUGUAACAGUGAAAGUGAGUUGUGAAAGAGGCGCCUGCCACAAGGGGGUUGACCAGUGAGCCAGAGAUUGGCUUCCCUGUCAAAUAAAGAUUAGGUCUUUAUUUCACAGUCUAAUCCCUGCAAAUCUCUUAUUGAAGAACUUGGAUGGUGCAGCGCUUCUAAUGGCACAGAGACUUCACUGUCUGCGUUUCUUCUUUAUCUCUGAAUGUACACAAGUGGAUACAGCAACCUCUGGUCCCGGGUUAGUCAGUCUAUUUAAUCUGGAUUACAACUCUUAUUAAGUUGACCAAGGUUACCUUAGUUCCUACUAACAAGCUGCAUUGCAUUAAAGCUGCUCGUGGCUUUUUACAUUCUGCUACUACGCUGUAGCCAAGUUGGGGCUGUAUUGCGACUUUUCUAGUUAUUGAAUAUCUUCAUUUUUCCCCUCCCAACUAUGCAGAACAUUCUUUUUAUUGAAUUAUUAAUGUGAAUUUUGAAUUAUUGAAGGAAGAUAAUUUCUGAUCAGAUUAAUAUUAACUCCCUGUGAAAUAUUAAUGACUAAUGUUAAAAACGAUGAACUUACAGAACCAUUAAUAUAAUCAUAAACAGACAUAGUAGUGGUGACACAGAGUCAAAUGUGCCAGGGCCGCUCCAGCCUCUUUUAAUGCAGCUUCCCUUGAGGUUGGUGAAUGUGAAAUAUUGCAGGAGUCUACUUUGUACUCAGAAGCUUGGCUAAUGUCAUUGGCCAGCCCUGCCCCCGGGGCUGGCGGCGGUGUCACGGGGGGAAGUUCACCAGCAUUUGUCUCCAGGUUACCUUUGUGACCUUGUCCACAGAUGACCUGAACUAUGGCCAGGGGAAAAGUCACAAAGAUGUUUUGUUGUUAACAUUAAGCUGGUCCCCUUAUCACCUCCACUGAUUGGCAGCGCUCCACUGACAGCUCGAGUUAUUCUGCUCCACCCCCAACUUUUGCUCCGAAGCCUGGUGGCUAAAUACGACCGACCAUUCUUUAUCUGUUUUUCACAAGGAGUGGCACAAAGUGAGUUUCAUCAUGCAAGCCUUGAGCAGGUUAAAUCUAGUCUUUUGUCAGUUUUGAUUAAAACUCUCUUUAGAUUAAUGAUAUUCAGCAAAGAUUUGAUCUAUCAUUUGCCAUUCUUUGGGUUUGUUAUUACGAUCAUCCCAUUGUAUUUAUAAAAUAUGGAAAUCAGACAAAAAUAAACCAUUAUUCUAACAUAAUGGUAAGCACCUCGAAAAUAUGGUUACAUUAAUUAUGUUUUAAAUGCUAAUGCUAGUGAAGAACAUAAUAACGAAGACAUGAAAGACUCCCUAUUCAAAAUCUGAUAGCCAGGGAGAAGCAAAUUAUUUCAAAUAUUUGAUAUUUAAAUUAUUUUCAAAUGAACUGAGACAUGAGUAGAGUAGAGGCGAGUAGUUUCCCCUGGUGAUCCUUCAGGGUCCUUUGUUUCCGUGGUGUGUCUCCAGCUCAUUAAUGUUCUAAGCAUGUGAGGGAACCAGACCAUACCCCAUAACCCAUAGCCGGAUGACACCUCAGGCCCAACACACAUGCAGUGCAUGCGCAUACAUUCACACGCAUGCACACACGUACACAAAAAUCCCUCAGCUGUUUAAAGUCCACUGGCUCUUUCAGGAAGUGAUGGCCGCCGUGCUGUCCUGAUUAAAAUGACAAUAGUCUAAUUAACUCGACCCCAGUGUCAGUGCACUAAACGGCUGAUGGCCCGCCAGUUCCUGUUUGAAAACCCUUUGUCUCCUCAUCAUCCAAAAAUAUGACUUUUUUUUUUUUUUUUUUUUUUUUUACAGCAAAAUGCCUCAACCCCAUUUGACGGGAUUUGCUAAUGGCAAUUAUUUCUCAUGAGCUAAUUAAAUCUAGGCAAAGUUUUCCAUUCUUUUUUUCUUCCUGCUGCAGAAAUCCGUCUGUACAAUCCUCCUGGGAUUUUUCAUUCACGGUAUAAUAUCACAAGCAGCUUCAAGCAAUGCUAGUCAUUUAGAUUAUAUACAAUUGUAAAGAGGUGUUUUGGUGUUCAGACUGAUUAUAUUUGCUUUUUUUCUACCACUUUUAAUCGAAUCGCUUAUUGAUCCAACAUCGUGAUCCUUUCAGAGCCAACCCAAAGCCCCUGCUGGUCAACAGGUCAAACCGCCUGAUAAAAAGGAGCCAAAGAUGACGCGUUCAAGCAAAUCGGCCAAAAUCUUUUAACCUCCUUAACUAACAGUUUUUGAAAAUGAGACUUUAAUCCAGCCCCCAUUAAUCUUUUGCAUUGUUUGAUGGACUCGUCUAAAGUGCGGAGGAAAGAAAAAAAGAACAACAACAUUAAAAAAAAAAAACCUUUAAUGACUGAAGAAGAAACUGCUUUUUGUUCUAUUAUCCUUCUGUUGGUGAUUAAGGUCUGUAGGGAGAUAAUUACGCUUUAGUCUGGAGUUAAUGAAAUGAAAACUUCUCUUUUCUUGUGGAAAGGAAGGGCAGAUCUUUUGUACUGCUAUCUGCAGACAUCUCCCACCCUUGACAGGGCACACAGAGAAUUGGUUUUGUUUUAAGGUUGCAAGCCCCCUCCGCUGCCUGUCAGUCCAUGGAUGAUAUGAGGGAUCUGUGAAUGAAGCCAGAGUCAAUGAGGUCUGCCUCCGCUGCACUAGUGAAGCUUUCUGUUCUUCCUGUGAACAUAAAAUAUGCUGUAAAACAUCAAAUGACAACAUCACAGGAGGUCAUCAGAGUGAAAUAAAAAUAAAUAAAUAAAAUGCAUGUUCAUUCUGUGUAUUACAUGUUUUAGUGUUGUUACAGCAACAAGCAUGUGUUCACCAACAAAUGACCCCACUUUGUUGAGCACCAAAGGAAUGCACAGAUUUGAAUUUAUCACAUGGCAACACGGGGGCCAUAUGUGUCAUCUGACUUCAGAUGCCCCUUUUGAACACGUGGUGCUGUUGACUAAACUAUUGUACGGUACAAAUGGUGGCCAGAGAGCACAUAUUAUGCUGUCCUUGUAGAAGUUCACAUCUGGUGUGAGGAGCUAUGUGUGUCACUUUAUGUGUGUGUGUGUGUGUGUGUAGGGCAGCAGCACCUCCCCACCCCUCCUGUCCCUCUUGCCCCUCCAACAGCACUCUCACAUUUCAUCAUCUGUUCUCCAGCGCUACGGUGCUCCGGCACAAGUUGGCCGCUCUGGAUCCAUCUGUUGUUAUUAUUUUCUACUGAUAAUUGGCUUGAACAAUGGAAUGCCUGUGUCCCCCUUGCCUUUGAAACCCAACACCCUGUUUAUUUUCCCGAGGUCUCAUUUCUGCUCUUUUUCCCUCUAUCCUACCCUCUCUCACCCCUCAAUUUCUCUCUCUCGCUCCUCUCCUGUCAACUUGUGUCACCUCACCCCUAGCCCCUCCUUUUCCCCUGAUCCAUUUGAGAGGGUUUCACAUGAAAAUUGCAUCUUUGACUGGCCACAUCAGUAUGUGUCACUCAGCAUCUGAUGCUUCUCUCUAGACUUUCUGGAGGGGCUCCGCUUCCAUUCUUUUUGUUUUGUUUUUACUAAGAUAGGAUUUUCUUUUCUCUCGCUUUUUUCAGGAGCUUCCCACUUACAGCACAAACUUCUGCAUUCCUGGCCCAAGAAUCAGAUGAAGCAAAUAAGAAGGUGUGGGGGAGGGAUCAGGGGUGUAGAGAGGAGAGUGGGAACAGCAGAGUGUCUUUAGGAAGAAAGGCAUUGGACGAUGGAUGUUCGUAAAAAUCACUUUUUCCUCCCUGCUAAAAUUCAGGUUUUCCACCAGGGGGUGGGAAGAAGAGAAGCAUAUGUAAGGAAGAACAAGAAGAUCACAAGGUGUACUUUCAUUUUAAUCGAGGACAUCAUUUAAUAAAAGCCCACACCAAAAAAUGACCUACUUACAUUAAUUAAAUUUGAUAUUUAAAAAUUUAAUUAGUAUUUUAGGUUGUAAUUAAGUAGUUUCAUGUUGAAGACUUCAUGCUCUGGUGACAUUUUUAGACUGGUACAUUUUAUUUAGUCAGAAUUUUAUCCUCAGCCUUGCAGAGUGCCUAUUGAUGAAGUAAUUAGCUGUGUGUAUGUAAAAGUAAAAUGCUCAUGUAUGGUGUUUGACAAAGUGUAGAGAAAGUCAAGUGCCUUCUGUGUAACUGUUGGGAAAUCCUCUGUUCGUGUCAUCAGAGGCAUGAGGAAGUUUUUUUUUUUCUUUUUUGUUUUUCCUGUUCUGGUUUUUUGACCACGCUGAUGUUAAUUUGUUCUGUAUGCUCUGUCUAAUUAAAAGAGGCUAGGACAGGUAGGGCUCCCAGCAGGCGUCUGCUCCGUGCUAGUUCUUCAUUUGCUGAGUGUUUGUGUUUAUGCAAACGGGCCUCUUCCUGCAUGUUUAAUUUAGAGCACGGCGCCGACUUUUGUUGUGUUUUGACCACAUACCUUUAGUACCUCUCAGCUCUUCAGUCUGGCCAGGCUAGUUCUCUCUCUCUCUCUUUCACUCUCUCUUAUACACACAUGCAAACUCACUUGACUACCUCAUUACUACUUAGACUACUUUCACCGCCAGCUUUCUCCUCUUCUUCAGAAGUGGAUUUCAAACACUCAGUGCUUGGAGGAAAUAUGAAUGAAUAUACAGUUUUGUAAACAUGAUGAAAGUCUGUUUAACUGUUGGAAGGGCGAGGAGGCUGUUUCACCACCGCUGGAACUGAAGAUUGCUUUAAAUAAGCAAGUCCUCGUGGAAGGUUUUUAAGUCAUGAUGCAAGAAUCUGGGACGGAGGCAACGAGCAACGGCCCAGCCAAUGAGAAUGGAGGAGCGAGCGUGGAGGGAGUACCCAGAGAGGGGCGACCAAAAAGUGCCACGCCGUCAGUGGAAGUGACUGCAGCAGAUUUCCUGCAUCUCCAGCAGCACCAGGCUCUUCAAAUGGCUCGGCAAAUACUUCUUCAGCAACAGCAGCAAUCCCAGCCACAGCAACUGCAGUCUCAGCAAAAUACUGGUCGCAAAUCCCCCAAAGCCAAUGACAAGCAGCAAAGCCUGCAGGUUCCAGUGUCAGUGGCUAUGAUGACACCUCAAGUGAUAACUCCACAGCAAAUGCAGCAGAUUCUUCAGCAACAAGUCCUGAGCCCUCAGCAGCUCCAGGUUCUUCUCCAGCAGCAACAGGCCCUCAUGUUACAACAGCAGCAACUCCAAGAAUUCUACAAGAAGCAGCAGGAACAACUCCACCUCCAGCUCCUCCAGCAGCAGCAGCAACAGCAGCAACAUGCAGGCAGCAAGCAGAGUAAAGAGCAGCAGGUGUCAGCACAGCAGUUGGCUUUCCAGCAGCAGCUCCUGCAGGUCCAGCAGGUCCAGCAGCAGCACCUGCUCAACCUUCAGAGGCAAGGACUGCUCAGCAUCCAGCCUGGACAGACUGGCCUGCCACUGCACUCCCUCACUCAGGGCAUGAUUCCGACAGAGCUGCAACAACUGUGGAAAGAGGUGACAAACGCUCACGUAAAGGAGGAGCACAACAACAGCAGCAGUAACAACGGCCACCGGGGCCUCGACCUGUCCUCCCCGGCACCGCCAAAGAACCCACUCCUCAACCAGCAUGCCUCCACCAACGGCCAGUACAUGAGUCACAAGAGAGAAGGAUCCACGCUAGAAGAGCCUUCCCCCCACAGUCACCCUCUGUACGGCCAUGGCGUUUGCAAGUGGCCCGGUUGCGAGGCAGUGUUUGAUGAUUUCCAGUCAUUCCUCAAACAUCUUAACAAUGAACACGCCCUGGAUGACAGGAGCACAGCCCAGUGUCGGGUGCAAAUGCAGGUCGUACAACAGCUGGAGCUGCAGCUAGCAAAAGACAAAGAGCGUCUGCAGGCUAUGAUGACGCACCUUCAUGUCAAGUCCACGGAGCCCAAAGCCACCCCACAGCCGCUCAACCUAGUGUCCAACGUCACGUUGUCCAAGUCGGCUCCAGAGGCCUCUCCUCCUCUGAGCCUUCCCCAGACCCCCACCACACCAACAGCACCGCUUACACCCCUCUCCCAGACCCAUUCUGUCAUCACAGCCACAAACCUCCACAGCAUGGGCCCUAUGCGACGGCGAUAUUCAGAAAAGUACAACAUGCCCAUCUCUCCAGAUAUCAGUCAGAACAAAGAGUUUUACAUGAAUACAGACGUAAGACCACCAUUCACGUAUGCCUCACUAAUAAGACAGGCAAUCCUCGAAUCUCCAGAAAAGCAGCUAACACUAAACGAAAUCUACAACUGGUUCACACGAAUGUUUGCAUAUUUUAGGCGCAACGCAGCAACGUGGAAGAAUGCAGUCCGGCAUAAUCUUAGUCUUCACAAGUGUUUUGUGCGGGUAGAAAACGUAAAAGGGGCUGUGUGGACAGUGGACGAAAUAGAGUUCCAAAAGAGACGGCCUCAAAAGAUCAGUGGAAGUCCAGCCUUAGUGAAGAACAUUCAGACCAGCUUGGGCUAUGGUCCGACCCUCUCUGCUGCCUUCCAGGCUUCAAUGGCAGAAAACAACAUACCUCUAUACACUACUGCUUCCAUUGGAAGUCCCACCCUCAAUUCCCUGGCCAACGCCAUCCGUGAGGAGAUGAAUGGAGCAAUGGACCAUGGAAACAGCAACGGCAGUGACAGCAGCCCGGGACGCUCGCCCCUGCCAGCUAUGCAUCACAUCAGCGUUAAGGAGGAACCACUGGACCCCGAAGACCACGACGGGCCCCUCUCCCUGGUAACGACUGCCAAUCACAGUCCGGAUUUCGAUCACCACAGAGAUUACGAUGACGAGCAGGGCCACGACGACAUGCUGUAAGGCUAGCGCCGCCCACCUCCCUCCCCAGCCUCAGAGGCCGAGGCAGUCCGGGUCAUUCGGGAGACAGAAACGCUCUGCAGAUAACAAACACUGAACUGCAGUCUCAGCCACUGAUGACAGCUCGCAAAUGUCUCCAAGUUGACUUUUUUUUAGUGCCAUUAAAAUACAUAGCAAGAACACAUAUGAGAAAACACAGAUGAUGCCCCCACAUGAGGGCUCUUUUUUCCCUCCGAUUCCUUUCUACUUUUGAUUUAAGUAGCGCUUAAAACGUGAAAACAAACUUCGUUUCUACUCAUCUGUCGGACAGACUGUAUUUUUUUUUUUUUUGGUACGGGGGGGGUGCAACGUGUCCGUGCUAUGGGAUAACCCUUGCCACGCAGCCAGGACGGACUGCACUCAACGGACUGCAGAAGAGGAGGGGGGAGGUGUUUGUCUCCCUCUCCACCCUCCCCCACGCUCCCCCCCCAAUUCCCUCUCUCAGACACACAUCUGACCAGAAACUGAAAAGAAAGAGAGGGAGAAUGACUGACGUUUAAUUUACACCGUGUGUAUGUGUGUACGUGCGAGAGAGAGCGCGAGUGCGGACUUCUGUUCAUUGUCACUGCCUUCAACACUUCUCAUUGGUUUAAUCCCUUCUACGGCGGGAGGGUUGUUUUUGUGCUUUUGGUUUGUGUUUUUUUGGGGAGGGGGGGGGUUUAAAAAGUUAUGAAAUAUAACAUAAUGUGUCUUCUCCAUCAUUCAGUGCUGUUCUAGAUGUCUUUUUGUUUUUGUUAUUGUUUCUUUGAACUGAUCAGACCUCAUGCCCAUGCUGUGGAGAUUCUGUGUGGUCAGCACUUAAUGAUGAAUGUUUAUCAUUUCUUUAAACACACUCGCAUGAAGCAGAAUGUCGCAUACCAACUAGUAUUUUUCUGUCAUUUAUUCCUCAAUCUUGCCACACACAAAAAAAACCACCACUCUGAUGUGUAGCCCGCCCCCCACUCCACCCCACCCCAACCAGACCCCCCUCCUGCUCAUGAAGUCCAUUGGCAAUGCACUACUCAUAAUGAAGGCUCUCUCCACGCAUCAAUGAAGUUUAAUUUAAGAUGCGAAUGAAUGACAGAGAAAUCAUGCAGGUUAUGAUUUAUCCUUAUGAAAUUAUACUUUAAAACAGCCCCCUCACGGCCGAGCAUGCUGAGCUGCAACAGAAUUUCUGAUCACUUACAAGCUCUGGGUUUUUUAAAGCAAAAUGAAAAUGUCAGGUGUGCACCAGCGAGAUAAUGAUUUAGACCAACUAAUUGUGAUUCCUGAACACAACUGUCAUUGUUAAUCAAACGUGUCUGCUUUUCCCCCCUUUUUUUCCAAGCUGUAAUUUCAUUCAGGGCUCGGAGAUAAACGUGCAUUCCCUGUAGUUUUAUUUGUAUCACGCGCAUGACUAGUUUUAAGUUUCGAGUGUUAAUAAUUGCACACCGGACGAACGGCUCAUUUUCUUUCAUUAAGGGAACAAAUCCCCAAGACCUGCAAUAAGCGUUGCACAUUCCAGCAUUUGACAGUCAUCGUAAAAGGGCCCAAACAUACAGCACAUACCAUUUUAUGCGAAGGUGGAUGCUUCGACGUUCGGUGUCGCCCAACAAAAGUCUGGUGGGAAUCCACGGGAAAAACUUCCAGCUUUGCUGAGAAGUUACAUUUUAGACAUGCUGAAUUUCAAGACUGCAAUCAACCACUUUUAAUCUUUUUAUUUAUUAUUAGUUUUGGUAUUAUUUGAUGUUUAUUUGGCUUUUUACUUUUGUUAAUGUUGUUGUUGAUUUGUAUUAAUAUCAUUCUGUGCCUACCAAAGAUAAACUACAAAGUCAGUGAUGUGUUUUCCAUGCAAUAGCAGAUCAGGCCAAAUAUCUCUCCUCCGUUCUUUCGGUAGCGGCGGUGUAGCCGGCGGCAGAUUGAAUCGAAGGGGGGGGAGGAAAAAAAACGCUCCUCGCACUGGUGUUUUCAUUCAUUGUUAUUAAAAAAACAGCAAACAAACAAAAAAACCAAAGGGGUGGAGCUGCAUCGAGGUUUUGCAGUGACCAAAUCUGAACGGGAGGCACCGACAGUCUGACUACACGAUGACCAAACUAGGGAAACUUCUUAUCUUUGGGCCAGUGAGCUGGGAAAAGGGAGCAGAUGACACAUGCAACAUUAGAGCGUAUGUAGAUAAAACAUAUACCGGUUAAAUGGGAAAAGCUUUGCAGAGAACAAUGUGAAAUGGAUUCUGUGCUUCAACUGGACCACACAAAUGAUUCAGUGUUUCUCUUCUUUUAUUCCUUUACCUGUGUGUAUCAUUUAAAAUGAUUGUAUGCCACUUUUUUUUUUUUUUUUAGGGAUUUUUGUUGAGAUUGGCAAGACUUCAUGAUUGUGUUUAGUUUCUGUCAACUUAUUACUUUUUAUAUUAAAAAACACUCCUGUCAACUAAUAAGCUGGGUACAAGGUACUUUAUGGCAGUUAUUGUUAUUGUUAUUAUAAUUUUUUUUCCUCUAACUUCACCGCUCAUUAGCUAAAAAGGAAAAAGGGCAAUCUGUGGCUUCCAGAAAAUGUAUUUAAUAUCAAGGCAGCUGUGGGAUGGGUCAGUUACAUCCAGGCUCAGGACCGUGAGAACAGGGGCCGAGCUCAUCCACAACCCCCCACCCCCCAGUCAACCGGCUGGUUUGUUUGGUAUUCAGAAAGGAGGGAAAAGUGCCGGUCGGUUAGAUCAUUCUCAGCAUGUGUAGCUUGACAUUACUAAAGAUAACAGCAUGAGAAAACCGUUAGGAUGCAUACCUCAGUUCAAACCUAUAGGGAAUGAUUCAAUUAAAUGAGAAAAAAUAAACAUUUCACUCAGUUGCACUUAGUUGUGUGUCUUGCAUGUGUAGUCUGAUACUGUAGAGAGAAAAUGA